Caenorhabditis elegans is the source of this 3639-nucleotide messenger RNA. It is a transcript of the gene unk-1, whose product is annotated as C3H1-type domain-containing protein. The transcript is spliced from 15 exons. NCBI's taxonomy places the organism in Eukaryota, Metazoa, Nematoda, Chromadorea, Rhabditida, Rhabditidae. Gene Ontology annotation, cellular component: cytoplasm. Gene Ontology annotation, molecular function: metal ion binding. The coding region runs from base 164 to 2191 and encodes 675 amino acids. The record is from RefSeq and is marked reviewed.
AAUGUUCAGAUCGAAAAAGACCAAUUUAAUUCCAUCGGUCGCAUCAGAACCACCUGCAUCGAUGGAAUUAUCCUCACGAGCUGAUGAAGAAUCAAACCGGAGUGGGAGCGAUCCGAAGUCGAUUAUUUUCAACGCUGGCCAACCGCCGUCGCGACGUCACUCGAUGACGGAGACUCAGCGACAGAAUUCAGUGGGAAGUUGUGGCCAACAACAACAGAAUUCGUCUCCGUCGCCGGACGCCUUCUUACAGGAAAAACCAAGCCAUCAGCACUAUUUGAACGAAUUCCGAGUAGAAGCAUGUCCGCUUUUCAAACAACACCAGUGUCAGCAACACCGACCGUUCACUUGCUUCAAGUGGCAUUUUGCGAAUCAGAGGAGGCGAAGGCCAGUAAAGAGGAGCGAUGGCUCAUUCAAUUAUUCACCCGACAUUUAUUGUGACAAAUACGACGAGAACACCGGCAUUUGUCCAGACGGGGAAGACUGUAUAUUUCUUCAUAGAGUAUCUGGGGAUGUAGAACGCAAAUACCAUCUACGCUACUACAAAACCGCCCAAUGUGUACACCCUACUGACGCCCGGGGGCAAUGCGUCAAGAACGGUGCCCAUUGUGCUUUCGCCCACACGGCAAACGAUAUACGUCCACCAAUGUUCGACCAACACGAAGUCGGAUUUUCGACAGUCGUCGACGGCGAGGGACGCGAUAAGACCAGCUUUGUGAUUGAAGAUCCACAAUGGCACUCACAAGACCACGUGCUAUCAUGCUACAAAACGGAGCAAUGCAGGAAACCAGCUCGACUCUGCAGACAAGGAUACGCCUGCCCGUUUUAUCACAACUCAAAGGAUCGUCGACGCCCUCCUGCGUUGUACAAGUACAGAUCUACUCCGUGUCCAGCUGCAAAAACAAUUGAUGAGUGGUUGGAUCCAGACAUUUGUGAGGCUGGGGAUAACUGUCAAUAUUGUCAUACACGCACUGAACAACAAUUUCAUCCUGAAAUCUACAAGUCAACAAAGUGCAAUGAUAUGUUGGAGCAUGGAUACUGCCCGAGAGCAGUCUUCUGCGCAUUUGCUCACCACGAUUCUGAGCUUCAUGCACACAGAAAUCCGUAUGUUGGAAGCACCCAGCCAAGUCCGAAAGAGCAGUGUAGCCCGUCUCCAAAUGGAUUCAGCAUUCCAACGGAACGCUUCGAGUCGCCAAUAAAUGGAUUCUCACCGAGUUACUCAUCCGUGCUGAAAAACAGAAUUCCAAUUGCAAAACAGGGAUAUGCUACAACUGAUUCCAUUUCAAGCAGUUACCCGAAAGCACCAGGAUAUGAGCGUUCCCCGAUUGUUGGAAGUUUUGAGAUGCCACCAAUUGGACGAGGUGAUCAAAGACUUCGAACACAUUCACUCAACAUGGGACAUUUGGACAUGCUUAAAAGAAACAUGAUCAUCAAUGGAAUGACAUCAAUCGACUCUGGAAACCCAGCAUUAACCUCCACGUCUUCAUUGUGCCGAUCUGACAGCGGUUUCAAUGUAGUUGCUGAUAACUCUUUACCAACGCUGGACGAGUUGAGCUUAGAUCUUCCACGAAUCGACGAGUCUGGUACACAACUCAAUCUGUUUAAUGAAGUGCUUUCUUCAGUACGAACAGCUUCUUUGGAUCCUUAUGGCAAUACAACCGGAUUUUUUGGCCAACAAGAUCAGAUGUCAACCGAUAUCUUUGGCAAUUCUUUUGAUCCAAAUGUGUUCUCCCAGGAUUAUGCUCAAGAUGACUACAACGACUACAUGAAGCAGCCCAAAAAUGAGGAUUUCAACAGUUUGAGCGACAAGUGUCAGUAUCUUGAAGAGUCACUGAAACAUACCAGACAACAAGCCGACAUGUGGAGAAUGCGUUUUGAAGGAGAAUUUAUGGAAAAGAACAGACUUCUCGCCGAGCGAUCAAAUUUGCUGGGGCAGAUUGAACAAAUGAAGCACCAGAUGCCACAAUCUCCAUUCAUGCCACCAGUUCAGAUGGGAUCCCCGCUUUCAAUAAGUUUGCCUCAGGACAAUUAUGACGGAGGAAUUCGCCCAUCAGCUAGUCUUCAACACAGUCCACCUUACAAUAUUUUUGGGAACGACUGUGAAACUGGUGCACCAGCUUGUGCCCGUUGUGGACGUGAUCGUUCCCGAUCUGGAUUUGACAAUCAAAGUUCUUGCCCCGUUUGCUCCAACUAGUACUUUUUAAUAUCGUUUUCCAAUUCCAAACCUCAGGGUUUUUCAAUGGUACUCUAUUUGUAUAUUUUAAUUUUUUCUUCUCACCUUUUUUUCUUAAUCACUAUUUUCAAAUUUCUUGCUCUGAUGCCGCUAUAUGAUCUAUUGCCACGAUUCUAUGUGAUAACUUACCAGAUGAUGAGCAGACAUUGCCCCCUCUCGUCAACUCAUCUUCUACCAAAUUUCACUCAUCAUACCAUCCAACACUAUCACUGUCUUACCUUCAAUUUGUGUUCGAUAGGCUCCAAAUCGGAACGUCUAAGUAUUUCGUAUUUUCUUGUUGCUAGAAUCAACAUUUUUUUAAUGCAUAGGUCGCCGCGGAUAAUUUAUAAGACUCUUUAAAUUUCAUAACUAUACCCCUUUUCUAAACGACUUCCUUCAAAAGAAAAUUUUCAAAAAUGCCAAAAAAAAUUAUUGUGAUUGAAUAUAUUGAUUAAUUCAGCAUAAUUUCUAAUUUCAAUAUUUGAAUUUCCUUAUUAUAUUGUAAUUCGUUUUUCCUAUUUUCAUCUAGUUACGCGUGAAUAGUCCCGUCCUUUGAUACCACGUUUGUAUCUUCAAGUUGUCUUUAAUUUCCACUUCCGCCACAUCACUUCCCACUCAAAUAUUAGAAGCUUUUUCACUUUUUGCUAGUUGAUCCACACCAUCCAACCCUCUCUUCAUUUUAUCAUGUUCUAUUUUCGAUUUUUGUAUUUUUCAAAUCAACUCAAUCUAAUUCGUUAACCCAAAUGACCCACCCGGUAGGACUAUAAAUUGAAGCUUUCCGGUUUUAGAAUUUUAAAUCACUUACUUCCCCAUUUUCAUACACCUUCAACUAUUCAUUUGUACAUUUCACCAUGCUUUUUUGAAAUAUCGUCUGUUUUUAUCUUUUCUUUUUAUUUUCACAAAUAAUUUUUUCAAAUUUUAGUAGUGACCUUUCAUUGUUUCACUUUUUCUUAACUUAUGUGCAUUCUUGUUCCCAAAUUUCACUGUUCCGUGUACUUCCUAGACCUCUAUCUAUCAGAAUAAUGUAGACAAUACAACGGUUGUUUGAACAUCACCAAAAACUUGUAGUACCCCCACUUUAUAUCACUGGUAGUUAUCAAAUUCUUUACCUUUUUCCAACUUUUCUUGUUUUUCUGUAUUAUUUGGGAGCAACUAUGUGCUCGAACUUUUCCCAUUUUAUAGGAACGUCUUUGAAUGCUUUGUAGUAGUUUUUAUAAACAUGGUACCUUUGUAAUUCCCAAGUUCUAAGCCUUUUUUUCUCACAAAAAUUCAAUUUUUAACAUUUUAAAUUUCAGUAGGGAAAAUUAAUUCAAACCCAUUCCUUUUCAUUAUAUGCUCUUCCACUUUUAUAUAUUUCUUGUAAUUUUCAAUUUUCAAACAACAUUUUGUAUUGUAUUGAAAUGGUUAGAAAUAAAAAGUGUUUUUUUUUA